AUGACACGCAACAUCUGCAUCACAGCCUCAGAUGGCCACACAGGCUUUCUCAUCGCUGAGCUGAUUCUCACAAACAGUGACUUCAAGAGCAAGGUCGACUCUGUCAGCCUGACAUGCCAAACUACAGGAGCAGUAAUCAUUCCGCACAAGCCUGGUCGUGAGCGCGAGAUGGUCAAGACUCUCACGGAAUCCGGUUGCGACACUGUGUGCUUGAUCCCACCUGCUCACAAGGAGAAGUACGACAUCACCGUCGAACUCAUCAAUGCGACCAAGAAGGCGAACGUGCCCAACGUGCUCUUCAUCUCCUCUGCCGGUUGUGAUGUUGCUGAGCGCGACAAGCAGCCCCAUCUUCGCCAGUUCAUCGAUCUCGAAGGCUUGGUCAUGGCUAGCAAGGGCGACGGAAGUACGUCAACUGGACACUCACCGUGCAUCAUCCGCGCCGGCUUCUAUGCUGAGAACUUUCUCACCUUUGCUCCUCAAGCACAGAAGGACGGUAUUCUUCCCAUUCCAAUCGGAACCAACCAUCUCAUGGCCCCUGUUGCGUUGGGAGAUGUCGCUCAACUCGCCGCCCACGUGCUCACCGGCCAAGGCGAAAAUGGGUUCAACGACCGUGACCGCGGCCAGCUUAUGGUCCUGACUGGUCCCCGGCUGUGCACGGGCAGCGAGCUAGCUGAAGUUGCGUCUGAGGUCUUGGGCGUUGAGAUGCAGUUCGAAGACGUCACCGAGUCCGAGGCUAAGAAGGUGUUCAAGGCGCAGAGCGACAGCGAUCCUAGUGAGCUGCUGUACCUGCUUGAAUACUACAGCUUGGUGCGUGAGGGCAAGACGAACUACAUCUCUACGAAUGCGUUUGUGAACGUCACGGGCAACCAUCCACAGGAGCCUCAUGACUUCUUCAAAUCCUACGCCGAGUCUUUCUUGCCGAAGGGUCAGACUGACGGACAUGCGUCGAAGAAGAGGAAGACCUAAAUCACGGCUUAGUCUGCACCGCGAUACGCGACGAAAUGGUCGUCUGGUAUGAUGGGAUCUUGACCGUUCCGCUUUUCCAUUUGGGUUUGUCAACUCGUCUAGGAUAGAACGUCGAUUCUGGAACG
Dothidotthia symphoricarpi CBS 119687 is the source of this 1091-nucleotide messenger RNA. RefSeq names its product NAD(P)-binding protein. The coding region runs from base 1 to 966 and encodes 321 amino acids. The record is from RefSeq and is a predicted model, not a curated record. Lineage: Eukaryota; Fungi; Ascomycota; Dothideomycetes; Pleosporales; Dothidotthiaceae. The transcript is spliced from 3 exons.